CUCGGCUGCCGGACCUCCGUUCGCCGGAGCCUCGGUAUUGUUAUGAGUCGUCUCCCGAUUCCGUAGCCGGUCGUCUUGGGAGCCGCCGCCGGCCUGUCAUCACCGUGUAUCCGUGGAGCUUAUCUCGCUUCCUUACUGCCGGACGGGCAUCAUUUAAAUAAUGUGUUUUGGUGCUUUGUUUGCCCGGAUCUGGCAUUAUGCAGUAUGACAGACAGACAGACAGACGGACGUAGGGGCGACCAUGUUUCGGAUAGGGAUACAGCCACCUGGUCAACCGCGGCUGGUUACUCCAGUAAUACUAGCGGCCUGCAGCAGCGUGCUGCCGCCCUCGAGCAGGAGCGUGCCGAGUACGCCAGGCGCAAGCAGCAGCUGGAGACUGAGUUCAACCAAAAGCGCGCCAAGUUCAAGGAGCUCUACUUAUCCAAAGAAGAGGAACUUAAGCGGCAGGGUGCCUCCCUGGACUCUGCGCAGGCCGAGCUGUCCCAGGUUAAGGCCCGGCUAAAGGAGGCCCAGGCAGAGAUGGAGAACAUAAAGGCAGUGGCCACUGUGUCAGAGAGCACUAAGCAGGAGGCCAUAGACCAGGUGAAGAGGCAGUGGCAGGAGGAGGUGGCCUCACUACAGGCCAUCAUGAAAGACACACUGCGGGAGUAUGAGGUCCAGUUCCACCAGAGGCUGGAGCAGGAGCGUGCCCAAUGGAACCAGUACCGCGAGGCUGUAGAGAGGGAGAUGACUGAUCUGCGCCGGCGACUGUCAGAGGGCCAAGAGGAGGAGAACCUGGAGAAUGAGAUGAAGAAGGCUCAGGAAGAUGCGGAGAAGCUCCGCUCUGUGGUCAUGCCGAUGGAGCAUGAAAUAGCAGAUCUGAAAGCCAAGCUGGUGGAGGCGGAGGAGCGGGUCAAGGAACUGGAAGCCUCUAAGGUGACAGAGCUCAAUCAUGUGCUUGAGGCAGAGAAGUCCUGCCGUACGGACCUAGAGAUGUAUGUGGCAGUCCUCAAUACCCAGAAGGCUGUGCUCCAGGAAGAUGCCGAGAAGUUGCGCAAGGAGCUGCACGAAGUGUGCCACCUGCUGGAGCUGGAGAGGCAACAGCACAACCAGCUGAAGCACACGUGGCAGCGAGCCAAUGACCAGUUCCUGGAGUCUCAGAGGCUGCUCAUGAGAGACAUGCAGAGGAUCGAGAGCGUGCUAUCCUCUGAGCAGCUACGGCAGGUCGAAGAGAUGAAGAGGAGGGACCAGGAGGAGGAUGAGAAACAGCGCCUCAGCCAGGCCAAAGAGCUGAAGGAGGAGGAGGAAUGCACAGACCCUGGGGAGGACUCACUGCAUGGGCUGCCCACAGAUGAGGCCUUUACCAACCACAGCAUCCACAGCUCCAUCCACUCGCUGGACGCGGACUUGGCCGGUUCCACAGAGGGUCCAGACGUCUACCGUGACGGCCUGCGCAGAGUUCAGUCCACAGACAGCCUGGGCUCGGCGGGGGGUGCCCUUUCAAGCCGAAGCCUGGGCUACAACCACAAGGCCAAGUCGGCCAGCCACCUGGAUGAGUCGGACUUCGGGCCACUGGUGGGGGCAGAGUGCACAGGGCCCGAGGGCUUGGACGCCGGGUCCCUGGGCUCUAUUCACUUGCCGGCGGGUCACUUCUUGCUCACCAAGGACCAGGAGAAGGCCAUCAAGGCUAUGACGCCGGAGCAAGAGGAGACAGCCUCACUGCUGUCCAGCAUCUCGCAGGCCCCCGAUACGUCGUACCUGACCCCCGCAGGGUACCGGCUGGUCAGCGAGUCCGAGUGGAACCUGCUGCAGCAGGAGGUGAAGAAUGCUGGCAGGAAGUUGGGCCGACGCUGUGACAUGUGCUCCAAUUACGAGAAGCAGCUGCAGGUCAUUCAAGGCCAGGAGGCAGACACACGGGAUCAGGUGAAAAAGCUCCAGGCAAUGCUGCGGCAGGCCAACGACCAGCUGGAGAGGACGAUGGCCGAGAAGCAGGAGCUGCAGGACUCGCUGAAGCAAAGCAGCGAGGAGACCGCCACCAAGGUCUCCACACUGAUGCAGAAGGUCCAGGAGACAGAGACCCUGCUGGUGACGUUACAGCAGGCCUUUAGCCAAGCCAAGAGGAGCACCCAGGAGCAGAUGGCUGUGCUCAUGCAGUCCAGGGAGCAGGUCGCGGAUGAGCUCAGCCGGCUGCAGCGUGACAAUGAGAGUCUGCAGGGAAAACAUCGCAUGCACCUCUCGCUGCAGCAGCAGGAGGACUUUCAGCUGCCCACUUCGGUGCAGGAGCUGCAGGCCUUGGUGCUGAGCUACAGGGAGGACAUUGUGGCUGCGCGCACUGCUGCUGACCACCUGGAGGAGAAGCUCAAGGCUGAGAUCUUGUUUCUGAAGGAGCAGAUUCAGGCCGAGCAGUGUCUCAAGGACAACCUGGAGGACACACUGCAGCUGGAGAUUGAGGGCUAUAAGGAGGAGAUCGCAUCGUUCUCCAGUUUAAAGACUGAGCUGGAGCGAGUGAAGGUGGAGAAAGAGCAGCUGGAGCGCACUCUGGAGGAGAAGAGUCAGGCCCUGGAUGGUAUCCAGGGUCUGAAGAGCAGCCUGGAGGGGCAACUGAAGGAGGCCCUCAGUAGCAAGACGGCCCUGGAGAGCCAGGUGUUCGACGAGAAGGACAAGGCCCAGCGGCUGCAGACAGAGCUGGAUGUCAGUGAGCAGGUACAGAGGGAUUUCGUCAAGCUCUCGCAGACCCUCCAGCCAGGUCCCGAGGUCAUGCCCUUUGCUGAUGGGACCAAUCGGCAUGGCACCCACCUAACCACACAUCCCCAAUCCAGGUCCAGCUGGAACGCAUCCGGCAAGCUGACACCUUGGAGCGGAUCCGCGGCAUCCUCAAUGACACCAACCUGAGUGACAUCAGCCAGCUUCCCGAGACAUGAUGCCUCUCACGUCCCGCUGCCCCUACUGCCCGCCAAUCAUCCAGGACCACCCUGCCACCCAUCCCCCACCUCUGCCCAGUGAUACCCUUUUAUGAGUAGGGCUGUGAUUACCUGCAGCUGUGAGGGCAUGAAGAGGGAGGGGGGGUACAGUUGCUUUUUUUUAAUUAAAUCAACAUCUUGUUGAGGAGAGAUGUUGAACCAAAACAAUAAUUUUUGACAAAGAGCAGGCUGCCCUGUACGCAGAGGUGUGCGCUAGGGUGGGUGGGGGGCACAAUACUACUAGCAAUGUUGUAAAUAGGCGUGAGACUGAGGCAGAGGCUUUGGGACCGACGGGCCCUUCCUGACUCCCUGUUAUGUUGACCUGCCCUCUACCUUCAGUCUGUUGCCCUCGGAAACACUUUCUUCGGGUACCGCGAAUGAAAAUUCAUCCCUUUCUCUGUCUCUUCACUGGUUAUCCUCCCUCCCACCUCAGUGAAAAAGACUGCCUUGUCCAUCUGGCUUUCUGUCCGGUUUUGGUCCGGAUUUGGCUCUUAAUCUUAAUCUGCGGGGCAGAAGGCCGCAGCUUGGACAACACUAUGAAGGACACAUGCAUAUACAUAAGUGCAUGUAUACACACACACACACACACACACACAUUGAUAUCUGUAUAUAAUAAUAAUAUAUACAUUGGAUCAUUGAAGUCAUCUUGCGUAACUUGUGUUUCUCUGCCCUGGAUUUAUGGGAAAUGAUCAUUUGACCUUCUCUUGGGUCCCUAGCCAGCUCUCCCCCCCCCCCCCCCCAAUGUACCGCUGCUUUCCGUGGAACCGUCUCCAGCAAUGGUCCUGUGUGACUUUCCGGCAGCUAUUCCAUUUGGUUUGGAUGUCUCUUGUAAGAAAUAAUAAAUGGACAUAUUGAUUAUUAUUAUUAUUAUUAUUAUUAUCAUUUUUCAGUGUCAGUAUGGAAUCUGGAAUAAACCGUCAGUGGAUACGUUGAUCUUCAGUGACCCUCAUUGACCAGGAUCAUGCUAGGAUUGUCCUCUGAGCGUUCUCCUGGACCGUUACGUAUGUGCUACAGAUCCACAGCUUUUCACAGUGUGGAAACUCACAGCACUUUUUGUUCUUAUGUAAAGCCCGGUGUGACCUUUGCUGCCGGUAUGGUUACGAACUGAAUUACCGGGUCAUAAAGCCAAUCCCACUUUAUAUGAUCAGAACAGCAUUUUUCUCCAUUGAGAACAUUAAACAGCUAAUUUACUGGCUAAAAUAACUGAGAUGUAACCCCUCCGUUAGGGUUGGUAUCAGGGUGGGCGUGGCCUCCUGUCCUGAAUACAGCAGAAAGCUUGUGUGACCCUUUCAAUCACACCAGCAGAAGUAUGUCCGGAUGGAGUUAAUGUUGCCUGGAUGUGAAAAUAAAUAUACCCCCCUCCCCCCAGUUAAGGUAGAACGGCUCACUAGCAUCGAUACAAAGGUUUUGGUUGAGUUUUCUUUAUUCUCUUGAGCCAGGCUAUAGGGUCUCCGUACAUCUUCUGAUGGUUGUUGCAGGCAAGACUGUUGAUUACGGCUCAUGCCCAAUUGGUUACUUUGCUGAAUGACUGAGACUGAACUUAACGAGGCUGUUUGCUCCAUUCAGUCCAUGUGCUGUUAUGAUGUCCCUCUUUUUGUUAAUGAUUUGGGUGUGUGGGGUAGGAGGGACAUGAUUUUAGAGAUCCUCAGACUCCAAACUGACAACUAGUCGCAACACUACUGACACACGCGACCAGCAAGCCUCAGAAUCGCCACGCCUCUGAAACCAGUUGCAGAAUGGAGUUAUAUCAAGAGAAUAUUUUUACUGCAGUUUGCUAGUCCAUAAUAUAUCCAUGUUGUAUUUUUUCCCCUGUCAUGCCUGCUUUUAGUCUUGUGAUGAAAUGAUUCAUAUUUUUCCUUGUGUCCAAAAUAACCUUCACUGGAAAAUAUUUUACUUUACUUGGAAUUUAUCCACUUGUGCGUUUUGUACACAGGAUAUUGGUUAUCAGUCCCAAUUAUGGUUCAUCUAAUUACUGACCUUGCAUGUGUCUGGUGCAGAGCUCUUUAGAAUAAAGUCCUGGCUGUGUCUGACUCAUACGACGGUGUCUUCUGUGGGCUGCCGAGGUGUUCAAGUCAGAAGGGCUUGCUGGUAAAUGUCCCCAGCAUUACUUCCUGUAUUGUAUUGAGGCUUUACAGGGGCUAUUCGUACAAAACUGUGAGUUUGUAUGUGCGGUUUGUUGUAUUUAAGAGCUCAGUGCAGCAGGUGGACCAGAAUUGCUGUUGGAUUAAGACCCCCCCCCCCCUCCACAUGUGAUCCUGAUGUGUCAAUUCCUGCUCAGUUUGGCAGGUGGUAGUGCAUCCCACAGCUGUGCAGUGAAGGACCAGGCAGAUGAACGGCCAGAUGGAAUGAGAAGGCUCCAGACACAAUUAAGGAGCCAGAGAUACAAUGCUCCGCAGGAUGUAGCUAAGCAUCAUGUCUUUCCAGCACAGGCUCUGAGCUCUGUGUGAUUGCCCACGUCUGAAGUCCUGCCAGGUCUUUUUUUCCAUCACUGAUAGUAACCUGACCUGAAAUCUGAAUGAGAAAUUGUGCUGUCUUUUAAGUAUAUCUCCUCUCACAUGGUUAACUGCAUGGAACUAUGGACAAGAUGGAUAUCGUAUUGACCUUUAUAGCUUAGUUGAGCAAUGUCUUCAGAAUCCUGUAGUCUUAAGGACACUUCUACGUUCAGCCUGGAGACUAAGGACCGAAAAAGAUGAGAUGAUGCAUGCCGAGCACCCUGAAAAUCCUGUUCAUACCACACUUAGCGUGACAGCCUCUGUUGUCACACUGUCCCUUAGGUAACUAUAUAUUUUGAAGCAGUUUAGAUUGAUUUUCUCUGGAAUUCUGUUGAGGUUGAGAGAAAAAAAAAAACACUAGCGGCUGUAAAGCAAAUGUUUCGUAGGUAGAUCUUUAUGUGGGGAUUCCCAGCUUCAAAGCCCAUCCACUUAACGGUUCUGUCCGCAUGCUUCACUGCUGCUGGAGAGCUCCUUGCAAACCUACAUACUGUACUGUGUACAUAUCUCUGUAUAUACCUAAUAAACCAGAUUGUAAUUUCA
Molecule: messenger RNA, 5971 nt
Organism: Brienomyrus brachyistius
Lineage: Eukaryota; Metazoa; Chordata; Actinopteri; Osteoglossiformes; Mormyridae
Gene: rabep1
Product: rabaptin, RAB GTPase binding effector protein 1
Exons: 18
Coding region: 205-2871 (888 amino acids)
Biological process (GO): endocytosis
Cellular component (GO): intracellular membrane-bounded organelle
Molecular function (GO): GTPase activator activity; growth factor activity
Source: RefSeq, a predicted model, not a curated record